Molecule: messenger RNA, 1848 nt
Organism: Fusarium pseudograminearum CS3096
Lineage: Eukaryota; Fungi; Ascomycota; Sordariomycetes; Hypocreales; Nectriaceae
Exons: 3
Coding region: 1-1848 (615 amino acids)
Biological process (GO): lactate catabolic process
Cellular component (GO): mitochondrion
Molecular function (GO): FAD binding; D-lactate dehydrogenase (NAD+) activity; D-lactate dehydrogenase (cytochrome) activity
Source: RefSeq, a predicted model, not a curated record
AUGGCCUCUCUUCAAUUGCGCGCACAGCGUGCUGCUCUUCAGAACUUGCGAACGCCUACCACAGCCAGCUGCAGAGCCUCGAGGUUACCUGAGACUCUGAUCCGCGCCUAUGCUACCGAGAUCGAACCGGGAAAGCAGAACAAACCCGCCGCACGACAGAGCAAUGAGACCAAGGUGGGCAGGUCGUUCCAGGGCCAGGUCAUGGGCAGUAUUGGAGCUCGAUUAAGGCGUGAGAAGGAGCAGCGCGCACAAUAUGAGGAGUGGCGUAACCUAACAGAUCCUACACGGAACUGGAUGAUGACUUUUGUAUUCCUCUCAGGUGUCGGAAUCUCAUACUGGCUUGGCACUUAUUGGCCAAGAGAGCCUGAACCCUCGUCGACACUUCCUCUCGGCAAGACCACAGCGCCCAAGCACAACACAAAACUCGAGAAUAUGCAGGCCGCCUGGGCCGACUUUGUCAAGAUUGUUGGCCAGGAUAAUGUUAGCACCGCCGAGAACGAUAUCGAACACCACGCUACCUCGAGCUGGUCCUCCCACCAAGCUGGUGCCGAUGAACGAUCUUUCUGUGUUGUCUACCCUUCAACUACCGAGGAAGUAUCCGAGAUCAUGAAGGUCUGUCACAGACGCAGGAUUCCAGUUACUGGUUACAGCGGCGGUACCAGUCUCGAGGGCCACUUUACUCCCACGCGCAAGGGUGUCUCCAUCGACUUUGGCCGUAUGAACAAGAUCAUCAACCUUCACAAGGAGGAUCUUGAUGUCGUUGUCCAGCCUGCCAUGGGUUGGGAGGCUCUCAAUGAUCACCUUGGUCAACAAGGCCUCUUCUUCCCUCCCGACCCCGGCCCUGGUGCCAUGAUUGGAGGCAUGAUCGGUACCGGGUGCAGCGGUACUAACGCCUACCGCUACGGUACCAUGCGCGAGUGGGUUUUGAGCCUGACGGUUGUUCUCGCUGACGGCACAAUUAUCAAGACCCGGCAACGACCUCGCAAGAGUUCUGCUGGCUACGACCUUACCAAGCUCUUCAUCGGCUCUGAGGGCACCCUCGGCCUUGUCACCGAGGCCACUCUCAAGGUCACCGUCAAGCCCGAGUCUACCAGUGUCGCUGUCUGUAGUUUCCCAUCGAUCCGCCACGCCGCCGAUUGCGUGAGCAAGGUUGUUGGUCAAGGCGUUCCUGUUGCAGCCGUUGAAAUCCUUGACGAUAACCAAAUGAAGUGCAUCAACGAUGCAGGUAUGACAUCGAAAGCUUGGGCCGAGGCGGCAACCCUUUUCUUCAAGUUUGCUGGUACUCCCGCUGGUGUCAAGGAGCAGAUCGCUCAGGUGCAAGGCCUUGCCAAGAAGUCCGGUAGCAAGACCUUCGAGUUUGCAAAGAACCAGGAGGAGCAAGACGAGUUGUGGAGUGCGCGAAAGGAGGCUCUCUGGAGCACAAUGGCUGUCAAGAAGCCCGAUGACCACGUGUGGACCGGUGACGUCGCCGUACCUAUGAGCAAGCUGCCAGAUCUGAUCGAGGAGACUAAGGAGGAUAUGGCCAAGAGUGGCCUGUUUGCCUCUAUCGUGGGACACGUUGGCGACGGCAACUUCCACACUAUCCUUUUGUAUAACGACUCUGAGCGACCAAAGGCUGAAGCUGUGGUGCAUCGCAUGGUCAAGAAGGCUGUCGAGAUGGAGGGCACUGUGACGGGUGAGCACGGCGUUGGUCUUGUCAAGCGGGAUUACCUCCCCCAUGAGCUUGGCGAGACCACGGUCGAUGCUAUGCGACAGAUCAAGAAGGCUUACGACCCCCUAUGUCUGCUUAACUGUGACAAGGUCGUGCGUGUAGAAAGACCCAAGAAGGGAGAGGUUUCAGAGUGGUAA